AUGCCAGGCGAAAGCUUCCAAACCACCCGCGAGGCGGUGGCCCAGGCCUCUCGCCGGCAGGAGACGGUUGAGCGCGCGCGGGCGGCGCGUGAGGCGCGCGCUCAGGCUGCUGCAGCUGCGGCAAAGGUGGAGGCUGACCAGCGCGAUGCGAACGCGGCCGAAGUGGUGCAGUGCGGUGCGCGGCGGUGGCUGGAGUCGAUUCGAAGCAGGACGUCGCAGCGCGCCGCGUGGGUGUGCCCAGAUCAUCCGCCACCGGCCGGCCAGCAGCUCGCGCUCGCCGCGUGGCUCCUCCGCUUCUAUGAGCCGCGCCACGACGGCGGCCGCCUCUCGCAGCUGUGCAGGCUGAUCCUCGCGGGCCUGGAGGAGGGCGCCGAGGCGGAGCGGGCCUUCUGUGCGGCCGCGCUCAGCCGCCCGCUCACGCGCCACUGGGUCGCCGUCCUCCACCGGCUGCUGCUCGCGUGCGCCAGACAGCUGACGCCGGUCGGCGGCGCGCUUCCCGCCGCGGGCGAGGGCGAGGGCAAGGGCGGGGAGGUGGUGAGUGGCGUGCUCGGCCCGCCGCUGCGACUGCUGCUCGCGCUGGCGGAGCCCGAGCUCUUCGCCCUCGGCGUGCUCUCGCUGCCGGCUCUGUGCGAGCCGUCCGCCGCGCUGCUGCCGCCCGCAGUGCUCGAGACCCUGCGGCGCGGCGACGCGGUCUGGAAGAAGCUCAAGGGGACGAUCCGCGUCGAGUUUGUGUCCGAGCUCGGCCUGGCGGAGGCGGGCAUCGACCGCACCGGCGUCUGCAAGGAGCCCCUCGAGGACGCGGCUGGCGUCUUCAAGGAGUUUCUCGAGGACGCGAUGCGCGCCGCCAUCGACGCGCAGCGCGGCCUCUUCGCCCGGACGGCGCAGCGGAGGAUCUACCCGUCGCCGAGCUCGGGCGUCGCCGAGCUGCUCGGCAAGGCGGUGUAUGAGGGCAUCGUGCUCGACGCGGCGCUCGCCGACUUCUUCGCUGCAAAGCUGCUCGGCAAGCCGGGAUCGAUCGACGACCUCGCGUCGCUCGACCCGGAGCUCUUCCAGUCGCUGCAGCUCGUCAAGAGUUACGACGGCGACGUCGAGGGCGACCUCUGCCUCUGCUUCACCGUCGACGAGGACGUCUUCGGCGUGCGCACCGCGGUCGACCUGCGCGAGGGCGGCAGCACGAUGCCAGUCACGCGCGAGAACCGGAUCGAGUGA
This is a messenger RNA of Emiliania huxleyi CCMP1516, 1209 nucleotides long. RefSeq lists its product as hypothetical. The transcript has 5 exons. Lineage: Eukaryota; Haptophyta; Isochrysidales; Noelaerhabdaceae. Bases 1 to 1209 code for a protein of 402 amino acids. The record is from RefSeq and is a predicted model, not a curated record. Gene Ontology annotation, molecular function: ubiquitin protein ligase activity. Gene Ontology annotation, biological process: protein polyubiquitination; ubiquitin-dependent protein catabolic process.